AGAUACUUACAGAAAAACUACGGUUGUAAUUUUGAAUCUACCUUAUCAACAAGUGGAAUAUUUUGGAAUUCCAGCAGUGUGGCAGUUAAUUCUAGUGACAGUUUGUGGUGUGAAAACGAAGGCUAAAAUAAUGGGCUAUAAGCCCAAAUACAAGAAGUUAAAACCAGAUGCUGUGCCAACAAUAUUUAAGGAAACACUUGACCAAAAAGAGAGAGAACGUAGCCCAAAGCAAAAAAAAAGGAAGGUUAUGAGCAAAAAAGAAAAAAAGACCUCUUUGGGAAUCUUUUUUAACAUGCAAGAAAAACUUCCUGUCCAGGAAAAGGAAGAACCUCCAGAUUGGGAAGAAAAAGAACUCCCGUGUGACGGAGAAGAAAUUUCUCAGAAAAACAACAAUUUUUGGCAGAAGCUUUCCAAAGCUUGUCUUAUUGUCUUGUCAGAUGAGAAAGAGACUAAAGAUGAUCCCACUUCUCUUUCUCCAAAUGCUGAAUCAGCUAUCUGCAAUGACAAACCACAUAAGUUAACUUCCAUAUGCACUUCUGAUAGGAGCAAACCCAAUGAAAAGGAUGUUUCUGCAGACUCUGGCGAUCUCGAAAAAGUCUCGGAUGAAGAGGACAAUCAGCUAUUUGAUGAACAUCUUCAAUUAGAGAGUUCUUCAGAUUCUCAAGAAGAGGUAGACCAAGAAGAUACUGAUAAAGUUGUCAGAGAUUAUGUUUCUGACAGAAGUGAAAAAGUAGAUGAAUUAAACACUUCUGAAGAAAAUCUUGUAAAAGAAAGUUCCUGUAACAAAACCCAGAAACGAGCCUUCUCACCCGUACAUGAAAAAUCUAAAAAACAAAAAUUUAGUGAAAACAAAAAUGAAGAUCUGUACAAAGUUAAUACUCCAUCAAGAAAAGAUCAGUCAGUCAACAUAGUGGACUUAAAUCCAACAGUAGUUAGAACUGAAGAAGAAACUGUAACACAUCCAAACAGUUUAAAAAGUAAACCUCCUGAGCUGCUUGAGAAAGUUACUACCUCCUUAAAAAAUUCUGAAGAAUUUACAGCUCCCAUUGAAAAUAAUAACUUAUCUAACACUUACCAGAAUUCUGAGGUAAGGACAAGUAAAGACUUCAGUGAAGAAGUAAAGAAUGAGAAAAACUUGUCAUCUUCAAGUGAUCAAGCAGAACAUGACAGUGAUCAAAGUAAUAAGGAUUGUAUUACUGAAGAAGCUGUUGAAGGGGAAAUGAAAGUUCCAACGAAAAAUGGAAUAGAUUAUGAAAGCUUAGCCAGUAAUGAAACAGUUAAACAUGAAAAUGUAUUGACCAAAUCUAUGCUUGAGCAACUUGUGAGUGAAAAAAUUCUAGAGUUUUUAUCAGAAGGAAGUAAAACUGAGAUUGCCAGAUUAAAACAGAAGUGUCUUACUUUAGAGAAAUCUGUGGAAAGGUGGAAAAAGAAAGCACAACAACUUCAAAAACAUAUAGCAAAGGUUUUGAGUGGGAAAAGAAACUGUGCUGGAUCUUGGAAAGGCAAGGUAGCAACAAGAUCUGUGGGGCUGUAUGUAAGAAUGCCAUCAGGUGGAAUUGCAAGUCCUUUAAAUCAAAUCAAACAAGCAGGAAUUGUACCAACUUCUGGAAAGCUACUUUUUAAGCCAUCAAGUAAAACGUCCACAUCACUUGUGAAGACUUCAAGUGUAUCUCCAAUCGUUGAAAAAGUACUCUUCACAACUCAAAACGUUAAUGGAAAAACACAGGAUACUGGAACGAGAUCUUCCUCUCUUCCCCCCAUACCUAUCCAUUUGAUUGCUAAUGCAGCAACCUCUCAGGCAACCACGGUUACAACACACAGACCAAUGGAAACAACUUCUUCCUCUCACUCAAUUGUCAAAGUCAUUGAUCUGGCUAGAGAAGAGGAGAAAAACUCAAAAUCAGCCAGUUCAAUCACAUCCGUUCCUAAAGUUUCAACAUCUACUACAAACUCGGUUGUCAAGCCUUCUCCCCAAGGAAGUAGUUUAUCAAGCACUAUUCAGAUUGGGCCAUCUAGUGGAGUAGUCAGCAUGCCUACUAUCUAUAACUCGGUGCCAUCUGUGGUACGAGUUAUUCCAGCAGGUGCCCCGAUUUCAUCUUCUUUCCUUUCCUCAACUGGGACAACUUUAAGGCUGGCUAGAUCAUCUUCCUCAGUACUUUCUCAGGGUAUACCGCAAGGAACGAAGGUCACUUACCUAAUUCCUGCUUCUUCAACAGCUUUGCUGAGUAAAAAGAUCGAAUCUCCCCCACUUCUCACAUCAGCAGUUACUUUCUCAUCGUCUUCGGGAAUUACCAGUAGUGCUCGACAACCACUACAGACUUUCUUGGUUCGCAUGGCAUCACCUCAGUCUGGAGUUGUACCCAGGUUACUUCAGACGGUAAACAGCCCAACCGUGACUUUACGGACUAUUGUGCCAAAUUCAGCUGGAAGUGUCGUAACAACAGUAGCAUCUAGCACCACCACUCCACAAAAAACAACUUCAGAUGCAGUGUCUCUUUUGGUAGCAACUCCUGGAAGAACCCAAAGCACAGUUACUUCUACUGUUACUAGUGGCACUGUAAUGAUAUCUUGUAUAUCCCAGCAUCCAGCUCCACUUCCUGAGGCUGUAUUACCUUCAGAUGUUAAGGGUCUUCCACCUAAGCCUGCCCUAAAGGCAUCUAGGGUGGUGAAUGGUAUCGUCCUGUCAUGGAACAUGAUGUUGAACUCUUCCUACCCUACUGUUGUCACCUACCAGCUCUAUGCUUACCAGGAAGGUGCAGGACCCCCAAAUACUAGUAUGUGGAAGAAAGUAGGGGAUGUGAAAGCCUUGCCCCUGCCUAUGGCCUGCACUCUGACCCAGUUUGUAGAAGGACACAAAUAUCAUUUUGCCGUACGAGCUGUAGAUGUUCAAAAGCGUAUUGGAGCAUUCAGUAAUCCAGCAUUUAUAUUUCUUUCAAAGCAAGCUAACAGUACCUCGUCAUGAUGUGCUACAGAAUCGUUCAUUCAUUCUAAUAAACCCUUUACGAGGGAGAGUAAUAUAAAAAACAAAUCAUAUUUGAACUUUUCAUCUUUAUUUCAGACUGCUGAAGGUGUAUUAUAAAAUUAAAACAUUUCAUUUGAGACGUGUUUUGUAACGUGUAAUUACCAUGUUGUUUUCAGCAAAUAAAGGUUAACAUGUUUACUUUA
Messenger RNA from Limulus polyphemus (Atlantic horseshoe crab), 3165 nucleotides. RefSeq names its product activating transcription factor 7-interacting protein 1-like. Lineage: Eukaryota; Metazoa; Arthropoda; Merostomata; Xiphosura; Limulidae. Gene Ontology annotation, biological process: regulation of DNA-templated transcription. Gene Ontology annotation, molecular function: transcription coregulator activity; protein binding. Gene Ontology annotation, cellular component: nucleus; transcription regulator complex. The transcript has 17 exons. The record is from RefSeq and is a predicted model, not a curated record. Bases 131 to 2962 code for a protein of 943 amino acids.